UGAGAGGGUGGGGAAGGGUCUUUAGUCAAUUCCAGGAGGAUUCUUUCCAACUUGAACUUGUCGUCGUGUCCAAUACUCUCAUGAACGCGGAAAGAAACUUUGUUUCUGAAAGACGAUGGACUCUGUGACUUCAGGGUCUUACACAAGCCCGAACUCCACGACGGGUUCGUCAACCGUGAUGAACGGACAGACUUCAUCCAUGGGUCGGGACGCGUCCCGAUCCGCGUCGCUGGAUGCGGAGCACAGGAUGAAAGUCAGGGAAAGCAUGGAAGGUCAAGAUUUAUUAGAGAGCAGCUUGAAGUUGAACCCAUAUGAGGCCCAGAAGUAUCGCAGGAAAGCACUGUGGGUGUCAUGGGUCUCCAUCAUCGUCACUCUCAGCCUGGCCGUUGCCGCCUUCACUGUUUCCGUCAUGAAAAACAGCGUGUCAGCCUUCGGCUUUGGCUUUGAUGCCUCGUUAGACGUUCUCUCCUCCAUCAUAGUGCUGUGGCGCUAUAAUAAUGCUGCAGCUGUGCACUCAGCAUACAGGGAAUGCAUAGCGUGCUCCAUCUUGGGGGUGGUAUUCAUCCUCUCCUCGCUAUGCAUUCUGGGAAAGGCCAUCCAUGACCUGGUGACCACGGUCUUGCCUGAGGUGGAUGACUUCCUGUUCAUUGUGUCCAUUGUGAGUGGGGUGCUGUGUCUCAUCCUGGCUGUGGCGAAGUUCCUGCUGGGCAAGGUCCUCACCAGCAGGGCCCUCAUGACCGAUGGAUUUAACUCGCUCGUCGGGGGAAUCAUGGGAUUUUCGAUCCUCAUCAGUGCGGAGGUCUUCAAACACCACGACAGCGUCUGGUUCCUUGAUGGCACUAUUGGGAUCCUCAUAGGCCUCACCAUCCUGGCGUAUGGAGUCAAGCUUCUGAUUGAUAUGGUUCCCAGGUUGCGGCAGACAGGGAGCUAUGAGCGCUUUGAGUGAGCGAUUGCCCAACAGGCAGCUGAAUGAGUUAUAGUUUUUGCUCCCCUGCCAUCUCUUUUUGUCUUUAUUUUGGCCACACUACAUUUCUUUAUCCACCCCUCCCUCCCUCUUAUUUUCUAAAACAGAGCCAUUCUCUGUUGAAACACUCCCCCGCCAUGUCAAAAAGUAACUGAGUUGGCGACCAUUGUGGUUUUACAGUAUUUGCCUUUAGACAUGGGAGAACGAAGACGAAUGAAAGUGAAGGGUGACACGGGAGCCAAAUCUUCCGAUCCUCCAUUCGCCGUCUCCACUAUUCACCAGCAGGUGGCGCCUGUGACGAGCUGUCAGGAUGGUGAACAUCAUCAGCCUGUUGGAGAGCGCCAAGUGUCCCGUCUUUCCCAGGCAUGUAGAGUGAAAAUAAUAAUGGGCAAUCAAAUGUGUGUGUAGGGUCAGUGUUGUGUCACACACGUCAACACAACGUAAAUGAGCGGAUAAUGUGUAUCGACGUUGAGGCCACAAAUACCCCUUAGAGUAAAUACUGGCCCAUUGCAGGGGUGAUGUGUAUAUUCUUUUUUCAAUUCAUUUUUUGUCAUCAUGUGUCAUUGUAAGAACAUAUGUCCACUAGCGUGGAUGUGUUGUGUUCAUGUGAAUGCAUCUAAGAGACACACAUGAGGGAAGUGCGAAAUGCUUUUCAGAUGUUUAUUGUGAUGAUGUUGAACCAUCUUGCAGCUCAUGAUUACAAUCUAUUUAUUGUGGUGUUGAUAUUUAGUCAUCCAUCGUCCUACUCGUGUACGUUCCAUCCUUUUCAGGUCACAAAAAAGUUGCUGAAUCAUUUUGUACAUAAUAUGUACAUGCAUGUGU
Molecule: messenger RNA, 1786 nt
Organism: Engraulis encrasicolus (European anchovy)
Lineage: Eukaryota; Metazoa; Chordata; Actinopteri; Clupeiformes; Engraulidae
Product: transmembrane protein 163a-like
Exons: 8
Coding region: 116-946 (276 amino acids)
Cellular component (GO): synaptic vesicle membrane
Molecular function (GO): zinc ion binding
Source: RefSeq, a predicted model, not a curated record